AUGUCGGGACGAGGAAGAGUUGGACGAGGGAGAGGACAAGGUAGACGAGGGAGAGGACAAGGUGGACGAGGGAGAGGAGAAGCUGGACUAGGGAGAGGGCAAGGUGGACUAGGGAGAGGAGAAGCUGGACCGGGACAAGGUAGAAGAGGUAGGGGUAGAGUAAGAGCUGUAAGAGUAAGAGCUGUUGUUACAGAUGAAAUAAGAGCCACUAUUAUUGACCACGUGAUAAACCAUGGUCUGUCAUUGAGAGAGGCAGGUGAAAGAGUCCAGCCCAAUCUUAGACGGUCAACUGUGGCAUCCAUUAUCCGAAUUUUUCAACAAACCAACAGAACACAACGACUUCCUUGCUCUGGGGGAAGAAGAAAACUGCUCACUGAGGACCAAGAGCAUGCUAUUGUAGGGUGGGUUAUAGCUGACAAUGCAAUAAAACUUAGAGAAAUUCAAUCCAGAAUUGUACAGGACAACCUGGUAUUCCAGAAUGUGGAAAGCAUCAGCCUGGCUACCAUCACUCGAACUCUGAACAAACACAGAAUUCGAAUGAAACAGCUGUACAAAGUGCCCUUUGAAAGAAACAGUGAGCGGGUCAAGGAACUCCGACACCAAUAUGUCCAGAGAGUUAUGGAGUUGGAGGCUAAUCAGACACCACAUAAAUUCAUUUAUGUAGAUGAGGCAGGAUUUAACCUGGCAAAAACUCGUAGACGAGGAAGAAAUCUGAUUGGAAAAAGGGCCACUGCUGAUGUUCCGGGUCAAAGAGGAGCAAAUAUCACAAUGUGUGCUGCAAUCUCAAGUGCUGGUUUGGUCCUGCAGAAAAGCCAGAUCGGUCCCUUCAACACAGAGCGCCUUCUUUUGUUUUUAGAUGACCUCCACCAACAACUGGUACCAGCAGCAGAAAGGGAACAAGUAGGAGGAAACAUGAGGACAUUUGUGAUUGUAUGGGACAAUGUAGCGUUCCACCAUUCACAUGCAAUCACAAAUUGGUUUGCAGCCCAUCUGAGAAUGAUUUCUCUUUUCUUCCUCCGUACUCUCCUUUCCUCAAUCCUAUUGAGGAAUUUUUUCUGCCUGGAGGUGGAAAGUCUAUGA
Molecule: messenger RNA, 1080 nt
Organism: Puntigrus tetrazona (Sumatra barb)
Lineage: Eukaryota; Metazoa; Chordata; Actinopteri; Cypriniformes; Cyprinidae
Exons: 4
Coding region: 1-1080 (359 amino acids)
Molecular function (GO): nucleic acid binding
Source: RefSeq, a predicted model, not a curated record